Messenger RNA from Dermatophagoides farinae (American house dust mite), 1959 nucleotides. The record is from RefSeq and is a predicted model, not a curated record. Lineage: Eukaryota; Metazoa; Arthropoda; Arachnida; Sarcoptiformes; Pyroglyphidae.
GCAAAUAUCAUCAUCGUCAUUAAUUGAAUCAAAUGUUGUUUUCAUCAAAACAAAACAAAAAAAUUAUUCAACUAUCAAAAACUAGUGAUAAUAACACCCAUUUUAUUAUUGUUUUUAAAUUUGAUAAUAUAAUCAAUAAUGAUGUCGUCGUCGUCGUCGUCGUUAUCAUCUUUGUUUUUACCAUCUUUAUUCAUUAUAAUUUCAAUGGUAAACAGUGAAAAUAUUGAUGGCCAAAAAAAAGAAAUACUUUAUCGAACAUUCAAAGUAUUAAACGUUCGAAAUUCUACUGAUUAUUCAAAAACACAAUCACUUUGUACUAUUGAUCUGUUUACAUCUUCAUCGAAUCUGUCAAUUAUCAAUGAUAAUGAUGAAUAUAGACCAUUUCGACAUCAUAUGUUGAAUAAUCUUUGUGAUCCACUUUCAUCAUCAUCAUCAAGAUUGAUACCAAAAAUUUUUAAUAAAAACAAUGGUGUUGGUGGUGGUUAUCAUUCAUUUGAUUAUCGUAUAGAUUGUUCUAUUAGUAAACAAGUGGAAAAUUUUCUAUUACCAUAUAUGAAUGGAUUAAAUGAUGAAUUUCCUGCAGGAAUUUUAUUCGUUACACCUUGCCAGGUGAAUAUUACUGCCCGUUUUAAUAUUACAAACAAUGUCAUUGAAUUGAUGGAAAAAUAUAAUCUAACCAUUUCUGUGAUUAAUAAGAAUAAAUUAUGGAAUAUAAAUCUACAAAAUUAUAAUCAAUUACGAUGGCCAAAACAAUCGAAACAACAAUCAUCGGUUAUAUCAUUUAUACCGAUGAUUUUUAUAUUUUUAAUUGCAUUAAUCACAAUAUCUAUUGGUUCAUAUUGGAGUGGCAGAGUUCGUUAUGAAAUCUAUCAAUGUUCAUUGCCAAAUAUUUUACCCAUUAAUAAUGGUGAUACGAUCAUCGUCGUCAAAAGAUCAUCAUCAUCAUCAUCAAGAAAUAAAAAUGAACAAGCAUUUACAAAUAUAUCACUAUGUUCAGUUAUAAUAUUGGUCAUCUGUAUGAUAACAGCAUUAUUAUUGCUGUAUUUUUUCUACAAAUAUCUUGUAUAUUUCAUUUUGGCAUUAUUUCUGAUCACAUCGAUGACAUCAAUGUUUAUAUGUUUAGAAUCAUUCGUACAAUGGUCAUUUCCAUCACGUUUAUUACAGGCAACAUUUAUGAUACCAAGCUGUUUAUGGUGGCAAGAACAACGGUUAAAAUUUAUGGAUAUGAUUGUAGCGAUUAUAAGUAUAAUAAUACCAGCAUUUUGGUUCACAAUACGUCAUGAAUCGGAAAAUGCAUGGCUUUUACAAGAUUUAUUGGGAUUUUUUUUCUGCAUCAACAUGUUACGAACAUUACGGCUGCCAUCACUUCGUAUUUGUACAUAUUUAAUGUCCAUCCUGUUUUUAUAUGAUAUUUUUUUCGUUUUCAUUACACCAUUGUUUACAUCCAAAGGUCAAUCGAUAAUGGUUGAAGUAGCCACCGGUGGUAAUGGACCAUCAUCUAAUUCACCAAUGAAUUAUAUGGAAUAUCGUUGUGAAGGUACACCAGUGGAAACAUUACCAAUGUUAUUUCGGGUACCACAGAAACUAUUCCAAUAUGAUCCUACGGAUUUUUAUGAUGUUUGUACACGUGGUUCAGAUUCAAUGCUUGGAUAUGGUGAUGUUAUGAUACCAGGCUUGUUGAUAGCAUAUUGUUCAGCAUUUGAUCGUAUUGAAAACAUUCCAUAUCAUCUUUAUUUUUCCAUAUCAUUAAUUUCAUAUUGUCUAGGAUUAAUUGUUACAUUCACAGCUUUAAUCUUUAUGGAAGGAGCUGCACAACCUGCCCUUUUAUAUCUUGUACCAUUCACAUUGAUUCCAUUAUUUAUUCUUGCCUUUAUACGUCGAAAUUAUCAUUCAUUGUGGAAUGGACCGGAAAAAGUUUCAUUAUCAUUGAUUUUGAAUGAUAAUGAACAACAACACUGA